Molecule: messenger RNA, 614 nt
Organism: Dendrobium catenatum
Lineage: Eukaryota; Viridiplantae; Streptophyta; Magnoliopsida; Asparagales; Orchidaceae
Product: probable inactive receptor kinase At2g26730
Exons: 1
Biological process (GO): protein phosphorylation
Molecular function (GO): protein kinase activity; ATP binding
Source: RefSeq, a predicted model, not a curated record
UUCCGCAAGAUCUCUCAGAAGGCCGAUGCAUACAGCUUUGGUGUCCUCCUGCUGGAGCUGCUCACCGGAAAGUCGCCUGAGGAGGGCGCCAACCUCCCUCAAUUGGUGCAAGCAGCGCUUCGGGAGGAAUGGUCGACCGAUGUUCUUGAUCUGGAGUUGCUUAGGCAACAGAACGUGGAAGAGAUGGUUCAGCUAUUGCAGAUUGCUGUAAACUGUACUGUUCAGUGUCCGGAUAGCCGGCCAUCGAUGCCGGAGGUGGUGGCGCGGAUUGAAGCGAUCAGUUCUUCAAGUAGAGAUGCUGUAGAAGUCCAAGCACAGUAGCAGCAGCAGGAGGAGGAGGAUGAGGUUGUGCUACAGAGCAUUGAAAAGUCUAUGGUGCAGAAUCUUGAAUCUUGUUAAUGGAAGAUAUUAGUUAGCUGGAAUUGGAUUCUCUACAGUUACUAUGAUAAUUGAAAGGUAAAGUUUUCCAAUACCAAUUGGAUUCUCUACAGUUACUAUGAUGAUUGAAUGAUUAAGAUCUGAAGCCCUUGGAAGUUCAAAUCACUCGCACACUCUUUUCUAAAAAAAAAAUCACAAAGGUUAAAAACCAGUCAAUUUCAAUUUGACAAUGAAGU